AUGCAGUUACAGGCACAGAGCACAAGAACUGUUUAUGCAGAUGAUAUUGCUGCAAUGUUUUAUACGGAUAAUGAUAAUGAUGGACAAUUAACGAGCAAUAAUUGCCGAACAUGGGGACUUUCGCGGAAUUCCGUUUGGUGGGCAGCUGAUCCAACAAGCAGUGUGGCGUCUCAGCCAAUCAAUCUGGAUAGCGGUGGUGUUUUGAUAAAAAAAUUGAGUACUAAUGCCUUGGAAGAACUGAUUCAAGAUCAGAGUCAAAUUAUCGAUCAACAGAAAGCUCAUUUAGCCAGAUUGGAUCUUGCUGUCGACAAUGCCCAACAACGAGAAGUCCAUUCAUGGAAACAAGCAAAUGAAGAUAAUGGAGAUAAUGAGAGAGACUUUCUACAUCAAUCGUAUACAAAAUGA
Molecule: messenger RNA, 405 nt
Organism: Brugia malayi
Lineage: Eukaryota; Metazoa; Nematoda; Chromadorea; Rhabditida; Onchocercidae
Exons: 3
Coding region: 1-405 (134 amino acids)
Source: RefSeq, a predicted model, not a curated record